Messenger RNA from Peromyscus eremicus (cactus mouse), 2028 nucleotides. It is a transcript of the gene Ppp5c, whose product is annotated as protein phosphatase 5 catalytic subunit. The record is from RefSeq and is a predicted model, not a curated record. Bases 72 to 1571 code for a protein of 499 amino acids. Gene Ontology annotation, molecular function: protein binding; protein serine/threonine phosphatase activity. The transcript has 13 exons. Gene Ontology annotation, cellular component: nucleus; cytosol. Lineage: Eukaryota; Metazoa; Chordata; Mammalia; Rodentia; Cricetidae.
CGGCGCUCCUUCGCGACGGUUCGGCCUGGUGCCGCGAGCGGCCGUUGCCAGGGUGGGGGUCGCUUUGCGGCAUGGCGAUGGCGGAGGGCGAGCGGACGGAGUGUGCUGAGCACCCCCGAGACGAACCCCCGGCCGAUGGCACUCUGAAGCGGGCAGAGGAGCUCAAGACGCAGGCCAACGACUACUUCAAAGCCAAGGACUACGAGAACGCCAUCAAGUUCUACAGUCAGGCCAUCGAGUUGAACCCCAACAAUGCCAUCUACUAUGGCAACCGCAGCCUGGCCUACCUGCGCACCGAGUGCUACGGCUAUGCACUGGGCGAUGCCACUCGGGCCAUCGAGCUUGACAAGAAGUACAUCAAAGGCUACUACCGCCGGGCGGCCAGCAACAUGGCACUGGGCAAGUUCCGAGCUGCCCUACGUGACUACGAGACGGUGGUGAAGGUGAAGCCUAAUGACAAGGAUGCCAAGAUGAAGUACCAGGAGUGCAGCAAGAUUGUGAAGCAGAAGGCCUUUGAGCGGGCCAUUGCGGGCGACGAGCACAGGCGUUCUGUCGUGGACUCUCUGGACAUCGAAAGCAUGACCAUUGAAGAUGAAUACAGCGGGCCCAAGCUUGAGGACGGCAAAGUGACAAUCACUUUCAUGAAAGAGCUCAUGCAGUGGUACAAGGAGCAGAAGAAACUGCACCGGAAAUGUGCCUACCAGAUCCUAGUACAGGUGAAAGAGGUCCUCUGCAAGCUGAGCACGCUGGUGGAGACGACGCUGGAAGAGACAGAGAAGAUUACAGUGUGCGGAGACACCCAUGGCCAGUUUUAUGACCUCCUCAACAUAUUUGAGCUCAACGGUUUACCCUCAGAGACCAACCCCUAUAUCUUUAAUGGCGACUUUGUGGACCGCGGCUCCUUCUCCGUUGAAGUGAUCCUCACCCUCUUCGGCUUCAAGCUCCUGUACCCAGAUCAUUUUCAUCUUCUUCGAGGUAACCACGAGACAGACAACAUGAACCAGAUCUACGGGUUCGAGGGCGAGGUGAAGGCCAAGUACACGGCCCAGAUGUACGAGCUCUUCAGUGAGGUGUUCGAGUGGCUCCCGCUGGCCCAGUGCAUCAACGGCAAAGUGCUGAUCAUGCAUGGAGGCCUGUUCAGUGAGGAUGGCGUCACCCUGGAUGAUAUCCGGAAGAUUGAGCGGAAUCGGCAGCCACCAGACUCAGGCCCCAUGUGCGACCUGUUGUGGUCAGAUCCCCAGCCACAGAACGGGCGCUCUGUCAGCAAGCGGGGCGUGAGCUGCCAGUUUGGGCCUGACGUCACCAAGGCCUUCCUGGAGGAGAACCAGCUGGACUACAUCAUCCGCAGCCACGAGGUCAAGUCCGAGGGCUACGAGGUGGCCCAUGGUGGCCGCUGUGUCACCGUCUUCUCUGCCCCCAACUAUUGUGACCAGAUGGGAAACAAAGCCUCCUACAUCCACCUCCAGGGCUCGGACCUGCGGCCCCAGUUCCACCAAUUCACAGCAGUGCCUCACCCCAACGUCAAGCCCAUGGCAUAUGCCAACACGCUGCUGCAGCUAGGAAUGAUGUGAGGCUGUCUACAGCAGUGAGCCAGGGCCUGCCCGGCUGGACGGCCCCGCCUUCGGCCUGCUGCCCCGCCCCAGGGCAACGUCGGACCCCCAUUUACUUUGUAAAGUUUGUAUUUAUUCCCCUUGAGGUUGCAGAGGGGUGGGGGCAGCGCGGGGCAGCCGAGGACGGGCUCCUGGUCCGCGGAAGGAGGAGUUGACUGGGGUAGGGCACAGCCUGGGCAUUCGGAGGAAGGCCGACCUGGGUGGGGGUGGGGCCAAGAGGGGGUCCUGCCCCCUCAUCUGCAUGGCUCCUCCCCUGGUAAAGCAAUAGGGCUCUACCAUAGGAAGACCCCAAAGAGGGUCAUCAGGGAGGUCUCCUCCUGGUAGCCUCAGGAUGGGGCGAGGCUGGGGCCCACCCCCAGCUGUUUUAUGUUCUGUAAUUAAAUGUUAAAAUAAAAUAAAGUCAUUAUUGUAAGUCAAA